Messenger RNA from Staurois parvus, 250 nucleotides. The record is from the annotation of a GenBank genome assembly. NCBI's taxonomy places the organism in Eukaryota, Metazoa, Chordata, Amphibia, Anura, Ranidae.
CUCCUCAACCCUCUCCUUAAUGUGCUACUAAACCCUGGACCCUGCAUUCACUAUAUCUGGUCUCCCACAGACUCUGCAUUCACUAUAUCUGGUCUCCCACAGUACACACAACAUGGAAGUACAAUUAUUUUAGUAAAUAAAAACUGCUAAAUACCUUUGCUCAUCAGCAGUUAGAGCAGUAUUGUGACUUCUAUCAGUGUCCAGCAGAGCACUGGUUAAAACUUGGAGGAGGAGUUUUAAUUUUCCUCCA